Rotaria sp. Silwood1 is the source of this 435-nucleotide messenger RNA. The record is from the annotation of a GenBank genome assembly. NCBI's taxonomy places the organism in Eukaryota, Metazoa, Rotifera, Eurotatoria, Philodinida, Philodinidae.
AUGAUGAUAAAAAUAAAUCAUUUGUUAUCAUUAAAUCAAAAAGGUAUUGAUCCAUUAUCAUUUAAUGUAUUAGCGAAAGAUGGAAUCUUGGCAUUAAGACGUGCUAAACAUCGAAAUAUGGAACGCUUGACUUUAACAUAUGAUGAUGAAGCUAUGAAUUUGCUUGAAAAUUUAACAAAAGAAUAUCUUGGCUUUGCUGAAGAUGUUUAUGAACAUAGUGAAGAAAAAUUUACUUUUGUUGAAGGUUGUAUAAUUCCUAGUGAUGAUGCUUUUGAAAUAGUUACUCAUCAAGUACUUACUCAAUAUAAGAAACAAGUAAAAGAUCGUGCACGUUUAGGUGUUCAAACAUUUGCUGAAUCAUUAUUAAUUAUUCCAAAGGCUAUUACUCAAAAUACUGGACAUAAUCAACAAGAAACAAUUGUUAAAUUUCAAUAA